Molecule: messenger RNA, 2064 nt
Organism: Bombyx mandarina (wild silkworm)
Lineage: Eukaryota; Metazoa; Arthropoda; Insecta; Lepidoptera; Bombycidae
Source: RefSeq, a predicted model, not a curated record
CACGCGUCACUCGGGCGGCCGCCGCCGCGCGCUUCGCCCGCACGAUGUCGGUGCGUGUAGAUCAUCGAGACCGUGACAGGUUUUCGAGACACUCUUCCCGCGCUUCUGUCGAUCUCGCUUUUCCGAGUGGCUCGACAAGGGAUCAUUCAUUUCGCUCGGUUCACUCGGCACGUGUACCGCGAGUUUCAAGCGAUGAUUUGAUGGUGCCAGUGCGCACGCUACGUUCUGCUUCAUGUCGCGUAGCUCCUGGGGCGCCUCACCGCCUGCGCCGCCACCAUUCUUCAGCGGCAGAGUGCGAGCGCGCGCGCCGCUCUCGUCGGCACACGCUCGAGCUACCCAAUAGCCGGGGUCCCAGCGUUCGCAGCCGAUCUCCUGAGCCUCCGCCGCCUCCACCGCCGGAGCCCGAGGUGCCACCCGAGGACGCCGGAAAAGAAGCUCGAAGACGACGCGUGGUCGCCGCCGUCGCCGCCUCCUUCUUCGCGCUAGCCCUGGCAUCAGUCCUCGUGGUGGUGGUGACACUUACCCACAGCUCUGUGCUUCGCGCGCACAACCAAACGGCCAAGUACUACACGUUCUCCGUGCCGCCGCACCAUCCUCUCAGUGAGCCCCGUUCAUGUUGCCCCACCGUCGCCCCUCCUGCUUCGCAUGCGACUGUCUCCGACCCUGAGUGCGUGGGGCUGCGAACGUCGCCGAGUCUUCACAUCUGUUACCCACCGCCACUACAAGCGUUCGCCAGGAGAACGAGCGCAUGAUGCACGACGUCCUGCAGGCGGAAGUCUUAAAUCGCACCCAGUCGUCGGGGGGAUUCCGCUGACGCCGCGGUACUCGCCGCGCCCGCGGCUCGACAACGUCCGACCCGCCGCGGCUCCUCCCGAGGAACCCUCCGACCCCGACCCCGGCCCAAUAGACACCAGCGUCGACCCUGGCCCCGCGCUGACUAGCACACGCGACGUGCUCACCGCCCAUCGACUCCCGGUGAGCCACACAGCGCCCGAUUUCACAUGAACGUCAUCUAUGGACUUUGGCCUCUACUAGUUGCAUCGGAUGCUAUUAUGUUCGCGCGUGACGUAAACGUGCAACACUUAAUGCCAAUGAACCAUCUCGGCGCAUUGAUAACUUAUAAUUGUGAGUUGCUGCGUAUAAUAAAUACUCAUAGAUAUAUAAUAACGAUUUUAUGUAAUGUAUAAUGAAAGUGACGAGAUGAAAACGUAGGUAGUUUAAUGUGAAAAAGUGAAGGAUAAGUAUUUAAAUUGAAAUGUUAUUUGUUAUAAUGUAUCAGAUAGUAAUCAAAAGACACAAUUGUCUCUAAUCCAAUGUAGUUUUACAAAAUAGUGAUAUAAAUGAAACAAAGGUACAUGUAAUGUUUGUCAAAUACGGAAGGAUAUUUAAAAAUAUUGAAAACUAAGAAAAAAAAACAUGAGUUAUCCCUGUCAACACUAUAAUCUUGUAGUUAUAUAUUAUUAAUCUAAUAAUGAAUGUUGUAAUUACUUAGUCUGAAAGGUAACGGGGGUUGCUAGCUGUUAGCAUUUGUUAUAGUAUUUAAUACAUGCAUAUUUAAUUAUGUGAAGCCUAUGGAUUAAUUAUAUCAUUAUCUGUCUAUGUUUGUGUCAUGAAGGUUUCAGUGAGCCAGAUAAAAAUCCAAAAUGGCUUUUUUUUAAUAAAAAUGAGCUACUCACAAAGUAUUUUUAAAUUUCUAAGAGUAGUUUCAUAAAUUGAUCUCUGAGUUUAUUUCGUGAGUUUAUUUCCAAUCAAAUAUUGUCAACAUUUCAACGUUACUUUAUUUAUUCCGUUAAUUUUUAACGCUUAAAGCACUCGAUACCCCUGUUUACAAUAAAAAGAGCUUUCGAAUCAGCGCUUAAGAAUCUGUUUAAAAAAAAAAAAGAGCUUCUUGUAUAGUAGUUGUUGUAGAUAUUAUGUCUUAUGCGCAACGGGAGUCAAGUAACAGAUACGCAAGGUCAACAUUGUUCGCCAACAUUGGCUUUUUCGUUCACUGGACUUCGUACUAUAAACAGUUUGGAACUUCUUAAAAAUACCUCGCCGAAAUUUAUUUUACUUCAAUAAAAA